GUGAGUGCGGUCAUGGAGGCCGGCGUUAGUCACCUCUGAACAUAGAUCUGUGAGAGAGCGAACUCUCCGUGUAUCCGACCGCCUGGCGUCUGAGUCUUUACAUUUCUUUUUAGUUUCUGGGUGUUCACCUCGGUUUAGAUUUGCCGACACCAAGAGCAAGUGACCUGAGCUGAGAAUCCUUCGGCCAUAAGAUGCCUCUCCAGAUCCUGAUGAGCCUCAUCCUGCCCUGUCUCUGCUCUGCCGCCAUCUCUUGCUAUGGAGACCAUGGACAACCUGUAGACUGGUUCAUUGUCUACAAGUUGCCUCAUUUAGAUCACACCCCUGAGGACGGCUUGAAAUACAUGUACCAAGACAGUGACAGCGGGGGAUGGGUGCACGGGGCCGCACUAAUAAAUAGCACAGAAAGCGCAGUGGGAAGCACGCUCAGUCAGCUCUACCGAUCUUCUAAGUCAAAGAACGUGGCUUAUGUGCUGUACAAUGACCAGCCUCCUGUGAAUGGAUCCAAUGCCAUCCGUGGCCACACCAAAGGUGUCGUUCUCCUCGACAAAAAGCAAGGCUUCUGGCUCGUACACAGCACCCCUCACUUCCCACCACUGAGUUCCCAGAAGUAUGACUGGCCCUCAAAUGCCUUUAAAAAUGGUCAGUCCUUCAUCUGCGUCACUUACCCGUAUGCACAGUUCAUAGAGAUUGGCACCCAGCUCAUGUACAACACCAUCACCCCUUAUGACUCCUCAAUUCCCAGUACCUUCAGUGACGACCUACCUGACCUAAUGUCUGCAGCAAUGAAGAAGAAAGUAACUAAAUCACCAUGGAAUCGGCAAGUCACCCUGACCUCAGCUGGUGGCAAGCAGUUCACAAGUUUUGCCAAAGAUGGAAGAUUUGGAGAUGAUCUGUAUUCAGGAUGGGUAUCCGAGGUCUUGAAGUCGGACCUGUAUGUUCAGUUCUGGUUGAAUUCCCGGGGCAUCCUUCUGUCCAAUUGCUCGUUGACAUAUCACACAUAUGACAUUGUGACAAUCUCCUUUGGCUCGUCUAUCAGUUACUCGUCUAACAAGGACCACUCCAAGUGGUGUGUGACCUCGUCUGACUCCCCGGGCUGGGCUUGUAUUGGUGAUAUGAAUCGGGAUCUGGAGGAGAUGCAAAGAGGAGGGGGCACGUUGUGUAGCUCAGAUCCCAGAAUCUGGAAAUCCUUUAAAACUCUGGUGUCUAAAUACAGCACGUGCUAAGAAAAUGUAUGAACCCCUGUGACCGUACCUAACAUUGUAGACCAAGUAUCAAGCAGUGAUAUCAUCACUGUUGAUGACAUCAUAAAACUGUUGAUUUAUGUGAUGUCACUGUGCUCUUAUAACAGGAAGUGUUGGCAUCCUCUGAUGUAUUUGGUUGUGAUCGGACAGUUGAUAUUAUGAUGUCACCAUGUGAGGGACAGAACCUUGUGAUGUCACAAAGCAAUUUCUGCCACAGUAAUAUAGAACAAUUUAUGAUCAUCGUGUGACUUUGGUGGCAGCCUGUGGUGUCACUACUGACUUUUAGUGAUGUCAUCACGUUACUAGUAUUCGGCAGUAGCUGACACUGGAGAGUGCUGGCAUUGAGUGAGGUCUCUGGUAUGUGGGUGCACCCGUGGCCAAGCUGUUUAGGUGUUUAAUCAUUGCUUUGUGAUGGUGAUUUAUUUCUUAUGAUACUUGAUUCUGGGAUAUUUAAUCAAUUAAUAAAAUUCUGAAUUUUGUCUUUUUUU
Molecule: messenger RNA, 1729 nt
Organism: Bufo bufo (common toad)
Lineage: Eukaryota; Metazoa; Chordata; Amphibia; Anura; Bufonidae
Gene: DNASE2
Product: deoxyribonuclease 2, lysosomal
Exons: 7
Coding region: 192-1223 (343 amino acids)
Biological process (GO): apoptotic DNA fragmentation
Molecular function (GO): deoxyribonuclease II activity
Source: RefSeq, a predicted model, not a curated record